This is a messenger RNA of Musca vetustissima, 785 nucleotides long. Its product is annotated as post-GPI attachment to proteins factor 2-like. The transcript is spliced from 2 exons. The coding region runs from base 11 to 775 and encodes 254 amino acids. Gene Ontology annotation, cellular component: Golgi membrane; endoplasmic reticulum membrane. NCBI's taxonomy places the organism in Eukaryota, Metazoa, Arthropoda, Insecta, Diptera, Muscidae. The record is from RefSeq and is a predicted model, not a curated record. Gene Ontology annotation, biological process: GPI anchor biosynthetic process.
UCUAUGGAAAAUGUUACCGACCUAUGAACGAUUGAAUGGACCGAAAAUAUUAUUUCGUAUUGCAUUCUCCAAAGUGGCUAUAAGUGCUGUCAGCUUGGCGCUGGGUGCAUUUCUCUUCUGUAUCUUCUGGUCGGUGGUAUUCGAUUUUGAACGUGCCACAUUUACACACUGUGACGUGAGAAAUUACCUGCCAUCAAUAUCGGCGGCCAUUGGUAAUUAUGAACCGCAGCGGACAAUUUGGCGUUUGGCCAUUGUACUGCAUCUGCCCGUACGACUGGCCGUGGCCCACAUUUAUAUGAAAUACUAUAAAGAGCAAAUAAGAAAGAAUCGUCGCUUGUUUGCUCACAUGGCCGUUAGCUUAAAUGUAAUUGAGAACAUAGCAUUGCUUUCGCUGUCACUGUGGACAUCGUCGGACAGCUAUGAACUGCAUCGGAAUGCGUUUUGCACCUUCAUUGCCAGCAGUGAGCUGUACAUGUUGAUAUCGUAUUUUCUCAAUAAGAAUGCCCGGAGACAGGCUCUGACCGAGAAGGAGGAGAAAUCGACCAGAUUGAAAUUGUACUUUUUUCUAACAAAUCUUUUGGCUUUUGCUUUGGCAGGUUACUUUUUUCUGAGGCACAAUGCAAAAUGUGAACCAGGAGUUUAUACAUUAUUUGCCUUAUUUGAAUAUAUUGUGGUAUUUACAAAUAUGGCCUAUCAUAUGACGGCCUAUUUUGAUUUUUAUGGUUAUUAUGUAUAUUUCGAUUGGGAAAAUGGACUGUAUUUAUCGCACUUAUAGUUGUAAUUUA